CAUCCCUCACACGGAGCCCUCCAAACUUCACGUAUUGGACUAACGACAGACGGACAAAAACCAGUCGUGGUACUUUUCAGGACGUGGAGCGACUUUUUUUCGUUCGUUUUGAAUGAUGAACCAGUAGCGAGCAUCAAAUCGCACCAUGAUUGACCUGCGAGCAUGGGCCCAGUACGUCGUGGAGUGGGCCGCCAAGGACCCCAAAGACUUCCUGAUCACCGUGCUGAUGGCGCUCACGCCUCUCUUUAUCGCUUGCGCGCUGUUGUCGUGGAAACUGGCCAAGAUGAUCGAGGCGCGCGAGAAGGAGCAGAAGAAGAAGCAGCGGCGUCAGGAGAACCUGGCCAAGGUGAAGAGGAACUAGAAAGAUAGCUGUGUGGACACUGAAGGUAUGGAAAGAAUGAAAAAGAAAGAAAGAAAGGACGGGGACACACAUAGUGCCACCACCCCAUUCCUCGAGCACCAGCACAGACCUCCUCGGGUCGGAAGGCGGGGCGGGGGGGCACUUGCCCCCACCGGUCAGACAGUCCAGGGACGGACAUUCCUGUCGGACUUCCCUCAGCGAGCGUCCGUUCGACAUUUUUAACAAGUUUGCUCGGAUGUGUGUCGCUUUUGCCACACAUUGCAUUCCAUCGUUAACAUCAUUGUUGUGUUCACUUGAUACGAAAUGAAGCCCUUCU
Syngnathoides biaculeatus (alligator pipefish) is the source of this 677-nucleotide messenger RNA. RefSeq names its product small integral membrane protein 15 (gene smim15). The coding region runs from base 146 to 361 and encodes 71 amino acids. NCBI's taxonomy places the organism in Eukaryota, Metazoa, Chordata, Actinopteri, Syngnathiformes, Syngnathidae. The record is from RefSeq and is a predicted model, not a curated record. The transcript has 2 exons.